This is a messenger RNA of Schistosoma turkestanicum, 1968 nucleotides long. The record is from the annotation of a GenBank genome assembly. Lineage: Eukaryota; Metazoa; Platyhelminthes; Trematoda; Strigeidida; Schistosomatidae.
AAAUAACGCAACUCAACAGUAUUUUGUUAAUCCUUAUAAGUUGUGUUAAACGUCUAAGGUUGUUAGGUAAGCGCCUGACUCGUAGAUUGUCACUUGUUUCGGAGCUUGAGGACAAAUAUGUCGUUUUUUGAAUUAGUUCAUGAUGCACCACCAAUAGAAGUAUACGCAUUAACAGAAGCAUGUAAUGAAGACAAAGAUUCUCACAAAGUUAACCUUGGUGUUGGUGCAUAUCGAACAAAUGAAGGGAAGCCGUGGGUUCUGCCUGUAGUUCGAACAGUUGAAUCUCUCAUGGCAGCCGAUCAUAAACUUGAUAAAGAAUAUCUUCCAGUGUCUGGUAUCGAAAGUAUGUGCAAAGCGGCAACGAAACUCGUCCUUGGAGAAGAGUGUAAACUGAUUGCUUCUAAAAAAGUAGACAGCUGUCAAACAUUAGGGGGAACGGGCGCAGUUUACCUAGCUCUUCAAUUCUUAUCGAAAAUUUCCAAAUGCACUACAGUUUACAUUUCUAAUCCUUCAUGGCCUAACCACAAGGGUAUAUCUCGGCUUGUUUGUUUGGAUAUAAACGAGUAUCGGUACUGGGAUCCUGCGUCUAGAAGUGUCAACUUCUCAGGGAUGUUGGAAGACUUAGACAAAGCUCCUGAACGAGCUAUCGUCAUACUGCAUGCCUGCGCCCACAAUCCAACAGGGACUGAUUUAUCCCAUGACCAGUGGAAGGAAUUGGCACUCUUUAUUAAGGAAAAGAAACUUUUCCCUGUGUUUGACAUGGCUUAUCAAGGAUUCGCCAGCGGAGAUCUAGACAAUGAUGCAUGGGCUGUUCGUUUAUUUGCUUCAAUGGGAAUGGAGAUGUUUGUCGCUCAAUCAUUUUCGAAAAAUUUUGGGCUUUAUAAUGAACGUGUUGGCAAUCUACUAUUUAUCACACAAGAUCCUGAAACUACAUCACAUGUAAAAUCACAAGUGAAAUUAUUAAUUCGUCAAACUUGGUCUAACCCACCACAACAUGGUGCAUUAAUAGUUGCUACUAUACUAAAUAAUCUUUCACUUUUCAAUGAAUGGAAAGGCUGUGUGGUUACAAUGGCCCAACGUAUUCGUGAAAUGAGGCAAGGACUUUAUGAUCGCUUGAGAAGUUUGGGAACACCAGGGAAUUGGGAGCAUAUUAUUAAUCAAGUUGGCAUGUUCUCAUAUACCGGUUUAACAUCCAAUCAAACACAAUAUAUGAGGAUAAAGCAUCAUCUAUACAUUAUGCAUGAUGGUCGAAUCAAUAUGUGCGCUUUGACUACGGACAAUAUUGAUCAUAUUGCACAAGCUAUACAUGAUACAGUUAGUAAUGUUAAAGAAUAAUCACCGGAAAUUACUGAUUAUGAACAAAAUUAAAAUUUUGUUUAGGAUAAGUAAAAAGAAGAAUGAUGAAAUGCAAAAUGUUUAUGUACUUGUUUUUCUCUUUUUUUUAUUAAUUACAAUUUCCAACUUUUUAUCUAUUCAUUUUUUUUCUCAUUAAGGAGAUUAUAUAAAUUAACAGUUGUUUACCUUGUUCAUUCUUCAUCAACAUCAUUAUUCCUAUAAAUGUCGUUGUCAUUAUCAAGACACAACAUCCAGCAGUAGUAGCAUGUUGGUUUUCACUAUUCAGUUUUCUAUUCAUACUCUUCUCAUUUGUCUCAUCCGAUUACAUUUGUUUCGAUCGUUUGUUGUGUGAUAGAUGAAGUUUUUGUUUUUGAUUGAUAUUACAAUUCUUUUUUUUUACUUUUAGUACAUUUAUGUAUACAUUCAUACAUUUAGCACUUUUUGUUAGUUUCUAUUAUUAUUACUAAUGAUAAUGGUGUUAGUUCCCUUUUUUUUACUACACUGUUUCUUGUUUAUAUUGCGUAAAGCUAGUAUAGUGUUUCGUUAUAAUUGUACCAAUAAGUAAUAGUAUAAGAAGUUUAGGGAGUACAUAUAUUUGUCAUUUCAAACAUAAAUAAAUUUAUAUUGUUUUGA